Scaptodrosophila lebanonensis is the source of this 1614-nucleotide messenger RNA. RefSeq lists its product as uncharacterized. The record is from RefSeq and is a predicted model, not a curated record. NCBI's taxonomy places the organism in Eukaryota, Metazoa, Arthropoda, Insecta, Diptera, Drosophilidae. The transcript is spliced from 2 exons. The coding region runs from base 58 to 1455 and encodes 465 amino acids.
UUUGAAGAAAAGUUAAAAAUUAUUGAAGUGAUUGCUAAAAGCUUCCGUGAUUACAAGAUGAGUUACAUUCCUCCGGAUGUGAUUGAAACCGCACGUCCUUAUUUCGAUUCCCUGGAGGCAGUAAAUAAGAAUAAGAGAAGAAAAACUGCAGAGACUGAUGUCUACCACACAUCCACGUGCGCCGUAAAUACAAAUCGUAUUUACAUUGAAAAAGUACACUCCAUGCACACCAACCGCUCGAAUACGGAGAUCACCGUGACUGUGCUUUAUAGAAAUGUGAACAACUACUUGGGAAGUAAUCAGAGCGUGGUGGUCAAGCAGCCAGCAGCUUCCUCAAAUGACUCGCCACGAAAAAGGCUCCUUAGCACUAAGAGUACGCAGCGUAUAUUACGUAGAAGCCGAUUAAACGCUUUAAAUAAUGCAUUUAGGAACACAGAAAUGAGCAAAAAGCGUCAUACAGUAAAGAAUCAUUCAACUAGACAACAGCCAAAUCAAAAGGAACUGCAGAAGGAGUCGGCAAUUAAUACCCAAAUCGAUCAAAUUGAUCAGAUAACACAGUCAGAAGAUUAUAAAAUUGCUGAAGCCUACGAUUCUGGGGUGCAAGUCGACGCACAAAAACUUCACUUUACUGAAAGCGAUGGUCAGCUUUCCAACAGAAUUCGUACCAAUAGUGGGCCUCUGCCCGAAUCGUGUUUUACUAUUUCAUAUGGAGCAGCCCCAGAGGCUACCGCCAAGCGGUUAAACCAGCAGUUGUUAGAAAAGCAACGCCUUAUAGAACAAAUAACGCAAAGAAGCCAACGGGAAAAGGGGAAGAAAUCGAACGGAAACCGUGGUCAGCUGCAGAAACAACCGCAUUUACAACUACUUGUACAACAACUAAAACUACAGCAACAUUUAAGCCUGCAGCAGAGACAACAGCAACUUGAGAGACAGCAACGACAUCAGGAAUGGAAUGGACAGGAGCAGAGAGCAGAAAGAAGGCGGCAGCAAGUCAAGCACCUGCAGGCCGAGCUGCAGGCAAUCAAGCAGCAGCUCCAAGCUUUGGAAGAUCAAGCCAAAUACGACCCACCACUGAUCGAGCGGAAGCAACAAGACCAUGGACGUGUGCGCCCGUCUCAAGGGCCAGAGCAGCCUCGAUGUUUCCCAUCGACCAAGGUACGCGAGAGUGUCACUCGCAUAAAAGGGCAAUUGAAUGACGUCUUGUUCCUCAGCCGCACACUUUUGUGGGUAUUGCUCUGCGUUACGAUUCGCUCGAUGUUCAAACUAUAUCAUCGCGCUACCCAUCUGCCCGACCUAGUCCAGGCACUUAUUUGGCUUGCGGUACUUGGUGCAAGUAUUGCUUUAGGGAUUAGCAAAAAUAUGGGCGAAUAUUUGGAGGAGUUGUAUCGAAACCCAACGCGCCUCUUCACUCCACAACAAAACAAAAUCUCAAAGCCGUGGUAUCAUUUCACGUGAAACGGACUCUACAAAAUAUUCCGCGUCUUUUUCGAAAUACAAGUACAUAGAUCGCACAGAUCGCUAUUUUCGGACUCGAGCAUUCAGAGUUAUGUAUUUUAGCUAACAAUAAUUUAUACGCAUACACACUACUUGUAUAUGUACUCGCAAAUACAUUCG